Molecule: messenger RNA, 750 nt
Organism: Tachyglossus aculeatus (Australian echidna)
Lineage: Eukaryota; Metazoa; Chordata; Mammalia; Monotremata; Tachyglossidae
Product: olfactory receptor 14A2-like
Exons: 4
Coding region: 1-750 (249 amino acids)
Molecular function (GO): odorant binding; olfactory receptor activity
Source: RefSeq, a predicted model, not a curated record
AUGGCCCCAGGGGCCUGUGGGAAGUUGGUCGCCACCUCCAGGCUCAGCGGGGGCCUGUAUGCAGCAGUGUAUUCAACUGGGACGUUUUCCCUGUCCUUCUGCAGGCCCAACGUCGUUCCCCAGUUCUGUGACGUCCCCUCUCUGCUGAAGAUCACCUUACCUGUGCAUUUCCGGGCCGUGCUGAGGAUGCCGGCCACUGAGGGCAGGACAAAGGCCUUCUCCACCUGCCUGCCCCACCUUGUCGUCUUCACUGUUUUCGUCUCUGUGGGUUUAUUUGUCUACAUCAAGCCACCCUCAGACUCCUCCUUGGUCGUGGAUUUGCUGGAGCUUCAGCUGAUCCAGGCCGCGCUGUUCCUCCUGGUUUACCUGGCGGCACUGUCUGGGAAUCCCCUGAUCAUCGACAUCACCUUCUUCUGUGUUGUCUCCUCCCUGCUGGAGAUCACUUACUCCGAGGGCCACAUCGCCAACAAUGUGAGCAGGACCGUCGGGGGAGCUUUAGCCGUCAUAAGCUUCGUCUCUAUCAUCAUCUCUUACAUGUACAUCUUCUGGGCCAUGCUGAGGAUGCCGGCCUGUGAGAGCCGGACCAAAGACUUCUCCAACUGCCUGCCUCACCUCGCCAUUGUUAUCACUGUCAUUUUGACAGCCAUCACCGCCCACCUGAAGCCACCCUCAGAGUCCUCCUCAAUGGUGGAUCUGCUGGUGUCUGUGUUUUACUCAGUGGUACCCCCUGCAAUGAACCACCUCAUCUAG